AGUCCCCCCGAAGUGUCGACCACCAACACCUACCGUAACCGAAAUAUUCGACGCCUACUACGACCUCGAAGAAUCCGCGGAAGAGCCCGUUGAAAGUGUUGCUUCUGGCUCUGAAGAAGGAAAAAUCGACCUAGAAGUCCUUCUCCAACGACUAGUUACUGAAUGCGAAGCCAUCACACGAAAGUGGGCUCCGGAAGAAGUCGUCCAAGAACCUCCGCAGGAAAGUGGUGUUGAAAAGGAUGAAAACGUCGAUUCGAAAGAACAAUUCGAUCCUGGUGGGUUUGACCCAAGCGGAAUAAUAGUGGAAAAGGAUUUGGAAAAAGCUAAUGAAAAGUGGAAGAAAAAAGUUAGAGUAUUUUUAGGCGAAAACGAGGGUGACUUCGAUGAAAAUAAGAGGGAAGAAUUCGUACCACCUCGAGCCCCGACGUUCGACGCUGCCCCUGGUCAAGUCGUAGCAUGGUCCAUGGACAAAGAUGAAGAACAAACGAAGGGUUCCGAAACGUAUACGCCGUGGGAGAUCUUGAUUCGGAAAUCUUGGUCUACUGAAACAAAGGAGAAGUGGAAUGAAACUCGCGUAUAUGACCCCGGGGGAAAACAACGAAUGACCUUUACUGGGCUUACCCCU
Molecule: messenger RNA, 625 nt
Organism: Dentiscutata erythropus
Lineage: Eukaryota; Fungi; Glomeromycota; Glomeromycetes; Diversisporales; Gigasporaceae
Source: the annotation of a GenBank genome assembly